Molecule: messenger RNA, 4036 nt
Organism: Anoplopoma fimbria (sablefish)
Lineage: Eukaryota; Metazoa; Chordata; Actinopteri; Perciformes; Anoplopomatidae
Gene: uvrag
Product: UV radiation resistance associated gene
Exons: 15
Coding region: 181-2406 (741 amino acids)
Biological process (GO): SNARE complex assembly
Cellular component (GO): endosome; lytic vacuole
Molecular function (GO): SNARE binding
Source: RefSeq, a predicted model, not a curated record
ACUUUGUUUACGUCCCGCUGGUUAGCUGACAGCUGCGGCGGCGCUUCACUCACACUAACAACGUGUCUGCGUGUCUCUGGUGGAGCCAGGAGGUCCAGCACACUUCACACCGGGUGUUCUGGAUGUGGUGGACGGGUUGUUCUGUUGAAUGAGGGGGACCCGCUAGGUGCCGACAGGAGGAUGAGCUCCAUCACCGGUCGGGUUCUCGCCAUCCCCGCCGCCUCUGUCACCAACUCUGGAGCUUCAUCCUCUAGAGCCUUACAUGUAGAGCUCACAUCCCAACAGAGACGAUUGCGUCAUCUCCGGAGCAUCGCCGCCAGAAACAUUGUGAACAAGAAUGGUUCCCCACUGCUGGACACUUACUUCACCCUCCACCUCUGUAUAGGAGACCGCAUAUCUAGAGAUUUUUACAAGAGUGAAGUCAUACGGGACUCACUGAAUCCAACUUGGCGGAGCCUGGACUUUGGAAUGCUGCCAGACCUCCUGGACACCUCUGUGUCUUGCUUCAUGGUGAGGAUCUGGGGAGGACAGGAGGAACAGUACCAGCUCCUCAUAGAAUGGAAGGUCAACCUGGAUGGCCUCAGAUACACGGGACAGCAGAUUCGAUCCCGAAAUCCAAACGAGAUAAUAUUCGGGCUGAAUGACGGCUACUAUGCAGCUGACUUUGAUCAUAAGGACCAGUCGGAGCGGAAGAAAAACAGUCUGCUUCAGGUCGACCAGAGUUCAGUCAGGAACUCCUACAGUGUUUUCUCUCUGCUCAGGCUCCACACCGCCCAGAGAGCCAUCAAGCAGACCCAGGUGACGGUGCAGAAGAUCGGGAAGGAGAUCGAGGAAAAGCUGAGGACGACGGCGACCUGCACGGAGCGGAAGAAGGAGCGGGAGUGCAUGCAGCUGCGCAUAGCCGUGCUGCGGAGUGAACUGCAGCGGCAGAGGAAGGCACUUGGCAGGGAGAUGGACCUGCGGCAGAAGGAGAGGGCACAGCUUCAGAAGAAAGAGGAAGCGUUCUCCGCCCAGCACGAGUGUCUGAAGGAGGAGAAAGAAUCCUUAACCAAGCUGCAGAAGGAAUGCACUGCCAAGAGAGAGCAGUUCCUGAAGUCCAACGCCCAGCUCACCAUCCGCUGUCGUCAGCUCCUCUCUGAGCUCUCCUACAUCUACCCCAUCGACGUGGCCAAUCAGUCGGAUUAUGUCAUCUGCGGAGUGAAGCUGCCAAACUCCGAAGACUUUCAAGCAAAGGAUGAUGGGAGCCUGGCAGUCGCCCUGGGUUACACGUCGCACCUGGUCCUGAUGAUCUCGUGCUUCCUGCAGAUCCCUCUUCGGUAUCCAGUGAUCCACAAGGGCUCCCGCUCCUCCAUCAAGGACACCAUCACUGACAGACUCACUGAGAAGGAGAGAGAAUUCCCUUUGUACCCCCGAGGAGAGCGCUUUCAUUUUGAAUACGGUGUCUACUUGCUCAACAAGAACAUUGCCCAGCUGAGAUAUCAACAUGGUUUGACCACCCCAGACCUGCAGCAGACACUACCCAACCUGAAGAACUUCCUGGAGCACGGCCUGCUGGUGCGAUGUGACAGACACCAUGUCUCAAGCUCCAUCCCGGUGCCGACCAAGUCUCAGCUCGGUGUGUCUGCUGCCUCUGAGUUAGGCUACCCCAGCCACACCAGCUCCCCAGACCGAGGCCUGAGAAAAAGGGCCAGCUCUGAGGCCGACAAGUACAAGCAAACUCCUCCACCAAGCUACAACACAGCCAUGGGCGAGGAGCAGCCCCCACUCGGCCUCGCUCCGCCCUCGCCCUUGCCUUCACCCAAACACCUAUCCUCCUCCCUCGAUGCUGGCAUGGCCUCACUCAACCUGGCCAAGACUACGGAGUCCAUUGAGGAGGGAGAGCAGAACGAAGAGAAUGAGGAGAGUGGGGAGGCAGCGGUGGAGGUGGAGAGACGAAGAAGCAUCGCCACCGAGAUCAGAGAAGAUAAAGGAGAAGAGACCGAGGAGCGACCGCCCAGCAGCACUGUUGUGCCCAACUGUUCUACAGUGCAGGACAUCGGUGAAGAACCUGCACCAACUAGCGAGCACACGGGCGCCAUGAACGGCUCUCUGGUACCAGGACAAGCGCCUGUCAGCCUGGUCCCAGAGCUGCGCUGCUCUGUGGAGCAAGCCGAGGAGAUCAUGGGCACAGAGGCCACCAGUUUAGGUCUGGGGUUGGGGGUUGGGUUGGGUUUAGGGCUAGCGGAAGAGGCCCGGAUGGAAGACUACCGCUGCAUCCCUGUGGACCAUGCGGUAGCCGUGGAGUGUGACGAGCAGGUGCUGGGAGAGCUGGACGUCGCCGGCUUUGAGGAGUUCUCCAGGCGCAUCUAUGCACUAAACGAGAACAUGUCCAGCUUCCGCAGGCCGCGAAAGAACUCUGACAAGUGAGGUGGGGGACCUGAGUGAAGAGGAAGAACAAAACUUGCACAGGGACUUUGGACGAACACAAGGACGAGGACUUAUCGCAGCAUCAAAAAUCAUAUGAGCUAUUCUGGAAUAACGACCAAUUUGCACUUAUUGUAAACAUUUCCGUAGUAAACUUUUAAAUGAAAUACAAUUAAAAGUGCAAGUAUUGGGACAGUGAGCUUUACUUUUAUGACGGCAUUCAUAUAGUUUUUUUUACAAUGGAUGGAAUCAUUAUUCAGACAUUUUUAGCGUGAACAGCCACCCUCAAGAAUUAGUGUCAGUUAUUAUAUCACUUGCACUUUGCUUUCCAAGACUUACUGCAAUAGUAGCCCUUAACUUGUUUUAUAAAAACACCAACUGCAUUUAAGAUUCACAUCCAAAGUCAGUGCAGCCUCAGUACAUCAGUGUACAAAGAUGUUCCAAGGCGGCAGCUUUUUUGGGGGGGAUAAUUUGUCAAUUAUUAAACCAACAGACGCCCACUUGAGAAUGUUUGCAACUAGAAGUUUUUAUUCAAAGUGAAUCGAGUCCGCUGUCCCAGCACUUACACCUUUGACCGUACAGUACGAGCAAAGUGUUUGGACACUUCCCGAGCCUUCAUUCAGGGUGCAAGGCGGUGGGUUCGCACAGGAGGGAGGGCGUGUUGUGUACGCAAGCGCGUGUCGGGGCUUCACAUUAGCAUGCAACAUCCGUCAAACAAUCGCAGUUCGGUGUCAAGUUAUCCCACCGAUGACCUUUGAACAGGGCAGGAUUUUGCCCCCACAGAGUGAGGUGGGAGCAGGUAGCCCCAAUGAGAUAUUCCCUGAGCGUGACACACGGCGUCCUCCCCGCGACGGCUCAACCCACCACGCCAUUCUCCACAUGGGAGUUGAGUUUCUCCUUCAGGUCUUUACAGGAUCAGGUGGCAGGUUCGAGCUCACAGCACAUGGCAGGGAUACGGUGUAAUUGUUUUUCUGUCCAUCUCCAUGUCCUCUAUUUUUCUCUUUUUAUUUUAUUAUUUUUUCAAUGUUAACGUACGCCAUCAAUAUAAACGUCAAUGUUAAUGUUAAGUCCACUGAUUCUCAUAAUCAGUAGACCAAAAAUUUAAUUCUGUGUCCGUGUCCUGUUGGAAUGUCUCACUCAGGCUCUACUGUAAGUGUUAAUAGCAAUUGUCUCGAUCCCAAUGUCUGUGAUUAUUUUGUCCCUGUGUCUCCAUGUUCUGAAUGCUUUCUUGCACUGGUAUUCAAUUUUUGCUUUAUUUAUGUUUCGAAACAGUUGCGUGCGCUUUGUUUCAAAGGAAAUUCACAUUUAGUUUAAUGUUUCCCACUCACAUGGGAUGUUGCUAAUUAAUGUUGUCAAAUGUUAGACUGAUAUAACUGGUGUCUGGGUCCAGACAUUGACAGCUGCUUUGCAUCGCCCGCCAUGACAAAGAUGGACUCUCCACCGACAGCACACUUUGUGUUGCAGAUCCAGUACUGUGGUUGCUGACUGUUGAGAAGUAUUGUAUUUAAAGCUUAAAGAUGAACCAUGUUCGAUCAUUUCCAUAAAAAUGCUAUACAGUAAGCGACCAUGUACAGAUACUUUUGUAUGGAGGGGUGUUUUUUUUUUCUUCUUUGUUAUUAAAGACUUGCAGUCC